Molecule: messenger RNA, 8851 nt
Organism: Ostrea edulis (European flat oyster)
Lineage: Eukaryota; Metazoa; Mollusca; Bivalvia; Ostreida; Ostreidae
Product: solute carrier family 28 member 3-like
Exons: 12
Coding region: 280-2250 (656 amino acids)
Biological process (GO): nucleoside transmembrane transport
Cellular component (GO): membrane
Molecular function (GO): nucleoside:sodium symporter activity
Source: RefSeq, a predicted model, not a curated record
AAUAUAACACUUUGCUGCCCUGGCAUUGGGAAAAGUACGAAAAUAGAAGUAAGUGCAAUGUUCAAGCAAAAACAAACGACAUUUAUGAUAGAAAAAACAAUUACUUGGAACGCACCUUCUGGUCCCGUGGGAGUUUUUUUAAAGGGGCAGGGAUCAAUGAGCACACCUGUGAAAUAACGCGUCAUAAUAUUUUUGAUUUAGAAGUACGGUGUUCUAAGUACAAAAGGAUCUCAGAUACGACACACACAGGUUUGCGAUUUAUAACACAUAAAAUUUACAAUGAUGGAAGAGGGAGAAAAUACUGUAAAGUUACGACAAGUCAAACCUAUUGUUGUAAACGACGGAGUCAAUACAAAUUACGGCAGGUCGCAGACUCCAGAUAUGACGUCAGGUCAGGACAAUCCCGCAUUUGAUCUGGAGGCUGGUGCUGAAGAUCAACAAGCUAAAGCAAAUGGUAACCUCAAAGACGAGGAGGAUUAUAAUUCUUCAGACGAUGAAUAUGAGGAUGAAGUUCUCUAUGGUAACGCUUGGUCACGUGGUGUCAAAAAGUUGCAGACAGCUGUUUUUGGUGCAUUCAAUGCUUACAAUGAAAUGAUUUGGAGUUGUAUAUACGUAUGCCUGUUGACACUGUAUAUGGCUUAUUUCGUGGCUGCUAUGGUGUAUCGCUUUGGAGAUGAGGGAUCCUGGCGCCUUCUCGUAUGCACCAUUCUGUUAUCGUUUUACGUGGGCUAUUACGUCCUGCAUUCAGUGUUGGGGGACAAGAUCACUAUCUAUUUCUACUGGAGUAAACUUGAAAGAGACACUCGGAACAUAAUAUUUAAAUGGUCUUACAUCAUACUGUGUAUUCUCUUGGCUCUAGGAGCCGUUAUUUACGUCAUAGUGGAAAUCGCUCUAAAAACUCCAGAAAACCUCAUUUCGCUGUCAGGGAUGGCCUUCUUCAUCAUCGUCUUCUACAUUUUCUCUCACAAUCCUGCCAGGGUGAACUGGAGACCUGUAUUUUGGGGGUUAAUACUACAGUUUUAUUUUGCGGUCGCCAUUUUACGCUGGGGUCCUGGUUACGAAGCCUUCCGAUGGUUAGGGGACCGCGUCUCGGAGUUCCUUCUCUAUACAGAUGAGGGGUCAAAGUUCGUGUUUGGAGAAGCCUUUACCAUGCACUUCUUUGCUUUCAAGGUGCUGACUGUUAUCGUGUUCUUCAGUUCCUUCAUCUCAGUCCUUUAUUAUCUGGGGGUCAUGCAGUUCAUCAUUCGGCACAUCGCGCGCUUUAUGGCUACAGUAAUGGGAACUUCGCCCGCGGAAUCUCUGAACGCGGCCGGCAACAUCUUCAUUGGACAGAGCGAAGCACCUCUUCUGAUCCGCCCAUUCCUUUCCAAGAUGACCAGGUCCGAGUUACACGCCAUUUGUACUGGAGGGUUCGCCACCAUUGCUGGCAGCGUCAUGGCUGCGUAUAUUAUAUAUAAGGUUCCAGCAAACCAUUUACUGUCUGCUUCCGUCAUGUCUGCCCCUGCUGCUCUAGCGAUGUCCAAACUAUUCUAUCCGGAAACCCGGAAGUCCAGAGCUGGAAAGGAGGUUUACAAUAUGGCGUCUGGACAGGAGAGAAACAUCAUUGAGGCCGCCUCAAAGGGCGCGUCUCAAUCUAUAUCACUGAUCGCCAACAUCGCCGUCAAUCUCAUCGCCUUCAUCGCUCUGGUAGAAUUCCUCAAUCAGACUCUGAUUUGGUUCGGUAAUCGUAUAGGAAUGGAAAAACCAGACGAUGAGCUUACAUUCCAAUUCCUUUGCUCAUAUGUGUUUUAUCCGGUGGCUUUCCUGAUGGGGGUUGACCAGGUGGACUGCUUUGAUGUUGCUCAGCUGAUUGGAUAUAAAACAUUUAUCAACGAAUUCUAUGCGUACACAAAACUUUCCGUCUUCAUAAAAAAUCAGGAAAACCUCACAUGGUACGAGUCCUUACGUUCUGAGAAUUCCACGUUCACCGGAAGAUGGCACUUUGAGAGAAAUGAUAUUGUAUAUGAGGACUUCAACCACACACUCGUUGGAGGAGUACUGCAGGAUCGGUCGGUAGUGAUUGCGACCUACGCUCUCUGCGGUUUCUCCAAUAUCGGUUCUAUUGGAGUUAUGCUCGGUGCUUUAGGAGCCAUGGCGCCAAAACGACAGACAGCUCUUGCACAAGUCGUCAUCAGAGCCAUGAUCGCUGGAAAUGUGGCAUGCUUCAUGACGGCGUGUAUAGCUGGUUUAUUGUAUGAGCCGGGAAAAUAGAGAGAGAGAGAGAGAGAGAGAGAGAGAGAGAGAGAGGAUGAAUUCCCUGAUAUGACUUACAAUCAUUCAGAAAUGUAAACUACUAAGUCGUAGCUGUGAUGUGGAGUAAGUUUAAACUGAUGCAUGAAAUUGAGGAUGAGAGUUAGAGUUGAAUUGGAGGUAAACAGAACUCAAAAGUACAUGCAUUCAUUUUUUAAUGCUAAAUACAGGUUCAAUAUACCCUUUGAUUUUACUUCAAACAUUUCAUUACUAAUAAAAGGUAAUCAAUCAAUUAAAAUUCUUCUAGUUUUAAUUCCAUCAAUUAUGAUUGAGGGAGGAAUAGAUAAGAAUUAAAUGGGUAUAAAAAUUUACAUUUUAAUAUAAUAUUUCAUUUAAGACUUUUGUUUGUCGCGGUAUUAAUUUUAGGCGAAACCUAAAUUUGCGCAUUUCAGUUCAGACUUGUGUGGUUUACUUUUUCUAUAGAGAUAUCAUUAUGGGAUGUAAACACAUAAAAAAUUAACGUUGGAUGUAAUAAAAUAUGACAAUCACUAGAACAUGACAGAAAACUGUACUUUUUGAAGUGUUUGCCGUUUCGAGAAAAAUGGUCUUAAAGUUGGAAAGUUUUUCCAUUAGAAAAUCUUUUGGACUACAGCAACGGUUACAAUGGUAACACAUAACAAAUACUCAUUGUGACAACAGAAAUUUGUAGACAAUAGCCUUCUUCAUUUUAUACAAACCAUUUGAAAAUGUAAGAUCUUGUCAUUUAACAAAAUCUUUAAGAAUAUUGAGUUUUUUUAUGAGUCAGUUUUGGUCAAAACAUGGGUAUUCUAUUUUUAGUAACACAGCUCUGUGAAGGUGCGUCAUAUGAAAAAAUAUAUUAUCACUGAAUGAUUUCCUAUAAACAAUGUUACUAUAUAUAUAUAAGUAUCGGCUCAAUCCCUGACGGUCGACUUAUCACCCUCUGCCUGGUUUUUUUUUAUGUGGAACUACUUACAUGUAACAGACAUAUAGCUUUGUUAUGGCAGGUGAGUCAAUCAGGUAGCAGAGAGAGACAAGAAAGACAAAUGGAUUGAGAGUAAAGUAGUUUUUAAUGUAUUACUAUGCAAAAUUUACGGAAUGCUUGUUUUCAUUCAACUUGUUGGUAUAUUUUUUUUAGACUUGUAUUUUAAAAUAGUGAUUUUGAUAGCGAGUUACGAUAUAUGCUGUGUAAAAUAUUUUAAUAUGUGAGUAGACGCUGCAUAUCUAGAUUUAGAUAUGUGUGUGUUUAUACAGGUGCUAUUUUUAAUACUAUAUACAGGGAAAUAUUCGCUCCCUUUUAUUUUCGUCCCUUUCGCCCUCUUUGUCACUGGGUGAAUUUAAGAAACUGUUUUCUCUCAUAUAUCCUCUUUAAGACAACUAUGUCUAGGCGAAUUUGAAACGGGGCGAAAGUGUCUGCAAGUGUAGAAAGGCGAAAAUAACACGGGGCGAAAAUAACCCGGUGUACAGUAUGUUUAUACCAAGUUGUUUUCACUCGAAGAAAUGUUUAAUUGUGCGUGUAUAUUGUCUUUGUAGUUGGUGUAUUUAUUACAGUCCUUUUCACAGGUGUAAUCGUGGGUUUUUUUUCUGAAUCAAAUGUGAACGGAAAAAUGUUCCAAUCUUAUAUUAUUUCAUUUUUUUUUUUUUUUUUUUUACCGUGUUUUAAUAAAUAGUGACGGUCUUUUCUGAGACAAAGUCAAAACGUCAUGAUAUUUUAUCGGAUUCUACUGAUGAUCAAUAUUAUUUUUCUUUUUACACACAAUGUUUUAUUCUUAUUUUGACUAGAAGCUUUGUAUAGAAAUUUUCUCUAGACAACUAAUAACCUUUUAAAAACAACAGCGAAAUCAAUUUACAAAUUGGAAUUUCUACGAUAGAAAAAUUGGUUCUUUUUUUUACUAAUUGCACAUUUCUACAAUCGAAAAGUUUGUUGUUGGUUUUCUAAUUGCACAUUUUCAGGAUCGAAAAGUCUAGAUUAAUUGCACAUCGGAUACCGUGUUUAUUGAUUAUAAUAAAAAUAUUAAUCAUUAGAACUUAUUGUGCAGUUUUAUAAAUAUAUAUUUUUAUGAAAUAAAGAAGAGAAUGUAUAUCACAUGUAUACCAAUCCUUUCACAAUUUUAUACACCAAUCUGGUUCUGUCGUCCUAAACUAAUAUUUAGGGAACGAUUCCCUGCAAUCACCAUUAAGUUAGUAAAUAGUAGGAUACAAUAUCAUUUAGUUAUUUAACUAAUCAGAGGUGUUUUUAUGUCCAUUUAAUCGAAGAUUCGGAAACAUAGUUUUUGGUCUGUGGGUCUGCCUGUUUGUUUGUCCGCAUAAACUUUACCUUAGCCAUACUGAGUAAUUUUAAUACAGUUCUACUUUUUAGCUCACCUGAGCUGAAAGCUUCUCAAAAACCACUGGGCCAAUUUCAACCAAAUUUGGCACAAAGCAUCCUUAGGUAAAAGGAAUUCUAAAUUGUUAAUAUAAAGGGCCAGGCCACCUUCCAAGGGGAGAUAAUCAAGAAAAGGUAAAAAUAAAGUAGGGUAAUUAAAAAAUCUUCUCAAGAACCACUGGGUCAGAAAAGAUGAAAUUUAUAGAUAAGCUUUAUUAGGUAGUGCAGAUUCUAAAUUGUUCAAAUCAUGGCCCCGGGGGUAGGAUGGGGCCACAAGGGGGAUCAAAGUUUUACAUACAAAUAUAUAGGAAAAAUCUUUAAAAAUCUUCUUCUCAAGAACCACUGAGCCAGAAAAGCUGAUAUUUACAUGAAAGCUUUCUGACAUAGUGUAGAUUCAUGUUUGUUCAAAUCAUGACCCCUGGGGGAAGGAUGGAGCCACAAUAGGGGAUCAAAGUUUUACAUACAAAUAUAGGGAAAAUCUUUAAAAAUCUUCUUCUCAAGAACCAUUGGGCCAAAGAAGUUGACAUUUACAUGAAAGUUUCUGACAUCGUGUAGAUUCAAGUUUGCAAAAACCAUGGCCUCCAGGGGUAGGUUGGGGCCAUAAUAGGGACUAAGGUUUUACAUGCAUAUAUAUAUGGAAAGUCUUCAGAUAUGGGCCAAGGUGACUCAGGUGAGCGAUGUGGCCCAUGGGCCUCUUGUCAAACUGACAGUAUCUAUAUUCCUCAUUUAAUAGCUAGCUCAGCUUUAAACUUACAGAAAGCGAACGUUUUUCGCGACCACUUGUACACAACUCGGAUGUACGAAUUAUUAAUUGUUAUAAUUUUUACUGUCGUGGUCAUACUAUAUCUUUCACGAGUUGAUCAGUUAAUGUGUUUUGCAUUGUGGGUAUGUUGUGAAAUAAAUAUAGGUCAAAGGUGACCUAUAUUUCAUGGUUUAUACACUUUAAUGUGUCCGGAUCGCAUCUCUCAUACUGUGAUGCUUUGAACCAUCAAAUUCGGUCAGCUGAUGCAUCUUGUGUGUGUGUGUGCCGGCAACCAAACAUCGUCACUGUCGUCUGAUUUGAAAUUUUAUGGUCAUGCAUACAUGUAUAUACAAACCUCGUCCGAAUUUAUCUCAGAUUUACUAAAUAUAUAUACAAGAUAUGUGUUUAUACUAGUUUAUUAUGGCGCUUCUGGCCGCGGUGAUUACUUGCAGGGGUUACCACAGGGCUGCCCCUAAAUAACAAUCAAUCAAUCAAUACAAAAUAUGUGACGGCCCUAAAUUGGGCGGAUCAUGCACUGGGUAUGUCACAAGUGCAUGAACGUCACCAAAACAAUAAACAAUCAAUAGUAAAUACAGUUCAAUGCCCAAUAAUCAAGUAUCAUUCAAUGCCCAAUAGUCUAGUUCAAUGUUCAAAGUACAAAUUCCAAAUCAACAGUUCAAUACCAAAACAAUGUAAUGAGCUUAAGAAUGUGUUGCACUCAUCCAACUGCGUUGAGGUGUGACGGAAUACGCCACUUGCAAGGUCCAUAACUGCUUGUGUACCAGCAUAUGCAACACCACAAGCAGUUAUGGAACUGCAACCGCCACUAAUGGGGUGCCAAGAACCUAUAGUGACGGCGGCAGUACCAUAACACAAAUGGUCACCGCGGCCAGGGCCUGCUCUUUAUUAAGCUGGGUAUGCAUUACCCUGAUCCUUCAUAAAAUACUCAAUUGCUCUUUGUAGGUUAUUCAAAAACAAGUCAUUUCCACACUGAGAUAAAUGAACUCCAUCCUCAUGAAACAAGUUACAUGUAUUGUGCUUGCCCUCGAGUUGUGCAUGUUUAAUGUAUGCCCCACCCUGUGAUGUAAUAAAUCGAAUAGCCUCCCUGUUCACUCUACUUCGGGUAUUUUCCAUGGCUUUUAUGUUACUAGACUAACGCCGUACGCACCUGGGAAGGAGACAUGACCAAACUAAUUUUGAAUUGCGGAAAAGUUUCGAUACCUUUGAAAGUGCUACUUGCAGUUGCUGUAGCAGGGCUUUCAAUUGGAUAAGACCCAAAUUGUUUGCCCCACAGUGAAUAAUAAUAAGAUCGGGGUCCUCUUCUAAUUGUUGCAGCAGCUGGAGUUUAGGCACCAGCAGACUCAAUACCAUCCCCCAUAGCCCUGCCACCAUAUAUGUGUAUUCGGAACAUUAAGGUUCUUGAUCUUGAUGCUAAAAAAGCUCUCUUGAUAAUGGAUGAUCCAACGAUCCAAGCUUUAUAAUAGCCUAAAUAUAAACAAAAACCAAAUGCAUGUUAGACAACUGAAUGCUUAUCGAAUGUAUGAACAAUAUGCAUUAGAAAGCCAACGACCUGAAUUUUGAAUAACUUCCUUUGUUGCCCCCUGAUGAGCGAGAGUAGUUGCUGCCCCAAUCCGAAAUGAGUGAGAGUUAAAACUUCUACUAUCUAUGUCAGAUAUAUUUAAUGAUUUAUUUAACACUGAACUAAACUGAUAACGCGUCAGAGGUUUUCCCGAGAAAUGACAAAAUAGAGGCCCCGACAUAGGUGGACGCACUUGUAAGUACUCCUGCAUGGCCCCAACAGGACACAUAGCCCCAUGUGAUGCUUGCACACAUAAUGCCACCCUUUUGCCCAUUUGAUCUGUUUUUGAAUGUUUUAUGUUAAUUGUGAAUUUACUGGGACUUAAUGAACCAUCCUGUAGUUGUAGUAUAGUUUUGACUGUAUUGCCUUUUGACAAGGCAAUUUCACCAAUUCGUAGCAAUGCAUGAAAUGCGCACAAGAACGCUGCCUUAUACAGGGCUGCUUCAUACGCACUGCUACAAACUAUUUGAAGUUUUGGAAUUAUGAUAAACAAGACAUCCAAUGUAAUUGGUAAUCGACUAUCAACCCCCGGAUCUGAUCUUUUCAUGCCUUGCAAGAGCUUUUGUACCACAAAGGUUUUAGUUGGGUCAUGUAAGCCCUUAAGUUUGCAAUAAAAGCUAAUUGCUGAAAUAUAUGACUUUGCUGUUGAGUGCUUGUAGCCUCUUAUUGAUAGUUGGGCAAUGAACAUAUUUAUGUGUGUCUCUGGUGGAGGCCAGAUAAUUAACCAUCCUUUUGUCCUUUGGUCGAAGGCUUGGAUCCCCAUUCUGUAUGCUUGUACGGUAUUAACUGACAUAGAUGCGUUGAAUAAUCGAUCUACCUCAUCUGAGAGAGUAAGAUCAGGAAUGGCUCUGGAAUAGCCUGCGGCUCCGUGUCCGCUGCUGGUGCAAGGCGCCUGAAAACCUCCCACUUUUUGCGGGAUAUUGCAUCAGCAAUACUAUUACCUUUGCCUGGUAUAUGAUUGGCUUUAAACUGAAUAUUGUAUCGUAAUAAUGCUAACAUGACUUGCCUUAUUAAUGACAUUACUCUCCCUGACUUAGAUGAUUGCUUAUUCAAUAUAUGAACUAAAGCUAAAUUGUCUAUGAAUUUUUUUUUUUUUUGUAAUUUAAUCCCCCACACCACCACAGAUAACACAAUAGGUAUCAAUUCUAAAACAGUAAUAUCCCUCAAAAUUGCUGUAUUAGCCCAAUCAGUUGGCCAUUGUAAAAAGAUCCAUUCACCCUUAAAAUAGCACCCACAGCCUAACUCUGCUGACCCAGCGCCGUCUGUGAAAAGUUGGAGUGUAUCAGAAGAACUCCACUGACUGUCUGGGAAAUACACCAACCCAUUAAUUUUUUGUAUAAAUACAAGCCAAGUUCUCAAGUCUUCCCUCAUAGGCCUAGUUAUUCUUAUGUGUAAAAAUGGGUUAUCUAGCCCUAUCAUGGCAUUGUAAAACCGCCUGUUAAAGGCUCUGCUGCCUGGUAUUGCUUUGCUGAAAAAAUUUAACUUGCCCACUAAAGCUUGGAGUUCCGAUAACUUUAUUUUUUCUUUGCCCACCCAGAAUUGUAGAAGUUGGGCAAGUUCAGUAACUGUAUCAUGGGGGAUUCUAAUUUGCAUAUGAAUUGUGUCAAUUAGCAGCCCAAGGAAUGCUAGGCAAGUAGUGGGUGCUACUGUUUUGUCCUGGUUAAGAGGAAACCCAAUACCAACACAUACUUACUGGAAGGUUUGCAUAAGUAUUUUGCAUUGAUCUGUGUUUGCACUACCAAUGAGAAUGAAAUCAUCCAAAUAAUGAUGAAUAGUUUGCACACCCGUUUUAUCCCUAACCACCCAUUCUAAGAAUGUUGAGAAUGUUUCAAAUAUUUCACAAGAAAUAGCACAUCCAAAAGGCAAACAUUUGUCAUAAUAGUAAUUUCCCUUAACGCACAAUCCCAGUAACUCGAAA